GGUGGGUGUUUUUUCCUAAGAUCAUGCUUCUAGAAAUGUAUGGGGUAAAAGUCAGAAACUAUGCCUCGUCUUACCAGCAAAGUCUGCCCAAGAUUGCAUCACCUCACAUGAAUAUUAUUCCCAAAGAUAAAGAUCAGAUGAAAUUCACUAUCAAAAACACAUAGUUGCAUAUUUCCAUUCAAUUUGUGAGAUGAAGUACCAAAUUGCACCUUCAAUCUGAUUUGUGCUUGUUUUCCUAAACACGCAAGAGGAGUAGUGGGUGUUUUUUCCGAAAUAGAGUAAUUCUAUUAGUUGAUAAUAAAUAUUACAAAAUUUUGGUCAUUUGAAAUAGGAGUAUGAAUUAUCCUACAAGCGAAAGCUACUCUUCCAUAGACUUAGCCUCACUAUAAAUUCCAUUAAACUCUCUCAUGUAUUUCAUCUCCUACCACUCCAACACAAACACAACAAUGGGGGUUCUCAUAGCCUCCACUUUCUCCUUGGUUAAGUUAAUACUAUGGAUGUCAAUCAUGAGCAACUUCAUCUCCAUCUCUUCAUCCAACCCUAUUUGCGAAUCACCAUAUCCACCCCAUGCAAUCCCGGUGUAUGUAGAAGACGUCGAUACAUUGCAAUUUGCAGUGAACCUGGAGUUUUUGGAAGCUGAAUACUUCUUGUGGGCAGCACUCGGGUACGGACUUGACCAUGUUGCGCCCCAGUUAGUUCUGGGCGGCCCCCCUCCCAUUGGCGCCCAAAAAGCCAAGCUUGAUUCUCUUACGGGGAAUAUCAUCACAGAAUUUGCGUAUCAAGAAGUCGGACAUCUCAGGGCUCUUGAAAAAACAGUAGGUUUGUUUCCAAGGCCUCUAUUGGAUGUAAGCCCGAAAAACUUUGCAAAACUGUUUGAUGAAGCAUUCGGGUAUGAACUCGAUCCUCCAUUCGACCCGUAUCGUGAUAGCCUCAGUUACAUGUUGAGUUGCUACGUGAUUCCGUACAUGGGACUUGUUGGUUACGUUGGAGCAAAUCCUCUUAUCAAUGGUUACCAGACUAAGCGGCUCUUGGCAGGACUCUUGGGAGUUGAAUCCGGCCAAGACGCGGUUAUACGAAUGUACCUCUACGAGCGAGCUAAAGAACUUGUGCAUCCAUAUAACCACACGGUGGCCGAGUUUACCAUCCGCAUUUCAGAGCUCAGAAAUCAGUUAGCGAUGUGUGGCAUCAAGGAUGAAGGCAUCAUUGUCCCACCUCAGCUAGGAGCGGAAAAUCGUACAGAGAGCAACGUCUUAUCGGCUAAUUUCGACUCCAUCUCUUAUAGGAGAACUCCAGGGGAGAUCCUGCGGGUCGUGUAUAGCACUGGCAAUGAGCAUUUGCCUGGUGGGUUCUACCCUCACGGAGGAAAUGGAAGAAUAGCCAGAGAAUUCCUGAAAAAGCCUCAUUGAACGUAUUACUGGCUUAAUUUGCUCUGUACGAAGAUAUAAUAUAUGCAUGUGAAGCAAAUAAAGAAAGGGCGACUGCUGAGAUGUAAUGUUGUUGUGACGAUUACAGUAAAUAAUACGGCAGCCAUUUGUUUU
Molecule: messenger RNA, 1538 nt
Organism: Rhododendron vialii
Lineage: Eukaryota; Viridiplantae; Streptophyta; Magnoliopsida; Ericales; Ericaceae
Product: ferritin-like catalase Nec2
Exons: 3
Coding region: 408-1406 (332 amino acids)
Source: RefSeq, a predicted model, not a curated record